GGCCAGCCACAAGUGCCGGCGGAGACGGCCGCACAGCAGUGACGAUAAGUCAGCCCCCGACGCAUCCAACGUCUCCGAUCUGAUUAGCAGACGACGCUGGCAGCGAGAGCAUGCCGCCGCGUCGCUCUCACAAGAAGUCUAGAACCGGCUGCCGGCGGUGCAAGUCGCGCAAAAUCAAGUGCGACGAAGUCCAUCCGCGAUGUGGCAAUUGCGUGAAGCACGGCGUCGCGUGUGAUUUUGAACACCCCGAGGCGUUGGCCGAGCUCCAGGCUGCCGCCGCCGAGUCGCCAUCAACCCCCGCCACGACCGUCAACUUCGGGUCCCCCAGCAGCCACGCCGCCAGGCCCGCGCCCGUCACGCCCGGCGUUUCCCACGCCGCCGCCGCCGCACCGCUAUGUCGCCCGCCUCCCGCUCCGACCUUUUCACAGACCACCCCGCCGAGCCAGCGAUUGCUCGAGCUCAGGCUGAUGCACCAUUACACGGCCAUGACAUGCAAGACCUUCACUUUUACCGCCCCGGUGACUGAAGACAUCUGGAAGAUCACGGUGCCGAACCUCGCCUUCUCUGGCUCGCAACAUCUGGCCGACGCAAUCCUCGCCGUCGCCGCGCUCCAUCUACGAAGCAUGGCGCCAGACGACAAGGAGCUAGUGCGCGCCUCGCACGCCUACAUGGCCGCCUCGCUUGCUGAGUACAGCGCAGCCCUCACGAAGGGGAUCGAUCACACGAACGCCGAGUCACUCUUCCUGACUUCUGCUCUGAUUGCCUUCCAGUCCACAGCCACCAGGGUGUUCAUGAAGGACGAAGUAAUGGUAGACGGGGAAAAUGACAUCGACACCAAUACGGGCAGGCAGCGACACCACGGAUCGGGUGUUUAUGCUAUCCCUUUCUCCUGGUUCCACUCCUUCCAGGGAGUCAAGGCCAUUACCGCGGCGUCCUGGCAGUACCUACGUGCCAGCUCCGUUGUGACGCGAGUCAUCAACUCGCAGGCCGUUCUUCAGCUGGACUUUACUGCCGGGCCAGAGACAUUUUUUGGGCACUUACUCGAAGGCCUCGACGAGGAGCUCGCCGCCAUGGGCGGAAACGAUGAUACCUCAGCCGCCGCCUCCACGAAUCCGUUAGGGGGGGCAGCCGCUCCCGUCCCAUCUGCUGAGUGUCAACAGCGGAAGCCCGCCGCCGCGGAGGUAAUCAACGCCACGCGCCAAGCCUACCAGCACGCCGUCGCGGUCCUCAACUGGGCGCACAAGAUCCCCCACAAAGGCGCGCCCCUCGCGUUCCCGGCGACCGUCUCGCGGCGGUUCAUCGAGCUCCUCGAAGAGCGCCGCCCGCGCGCGCUGGCCAUCCUGGCCUGUUUCUUCGCGCUGCUCAAGUCGAUGGACUCGAUCUGGUGGCUGCAGGGGAUGGCGCGGCGCGAGGUGCUCGGCGUCGUGUCGCUGUUCAACAGCGACUUCUUCGGGCCCGACGCCUACCGCACCUGGUGGCCCCAUCUCGAGUGGGCGAUGCGCAUCGCCCUGUACGAGCACCCCGGCUUGGAAACGGGCGAGCCCAUCCCGCCGGAGGUCUGGGGCGCUGACUGGUACGCCGAGGAGCGGGUGCUGGCCGAGGGCCAGGAAAGACAUGGCGGCUACGUGAGGCACAUCGAGCUGCUGAGCCAGAUGGCCAGCAACACCGUGCAGAGCACACCAAGCGUGCCGGAAUUUGUGCCGGUUACGGGAACGCAGAGCUGACGGCGAGGGGGGGGGGGGUUCAAGGCCCGAGGGCUCUCCAGGACGGCGGGCCCGGCCCAAUCGUCAGCUAUUACAGGAGCAAUAGCCGUUAUCGAGGAGGAUUGGUUAGGGUUUGCAAAGCAUGACAACCCUUUCAAGACUAGCGGGCCGAGUCAACCCCCGGGAGGCUUUGAGCGGCGGGUGCAGAACGCCGUUCUGUGAACCCACCAACU
Molecule: messenger RNA, 1936 nt
Organism: Thermothielavioides terrestris NRRL 8126
Lineage: Eukaryota; Fungi; Ascomycota; Sordariomycetes; Sordariales; Chaetomiaceae
Exons: 3
Coding region: 111-1724 (537 amino acids)
Biological process (GO): regulation of transcription by RNA polymerase II
Molecular function (GO): DNA-binding transcription factor activity, RNA polymerase II-specific; zinc ion binding
Source: RefSeq, a predicted model, not a curated record